GUUGUGAGAAAAAAAUCGAAGUGCGUUGGGAUUCCAGGAUCAGGAGCGACAGGAAGAGUCUUACGUAAUAAAAAGUAAUUUGCAUACCCUGAACCCUGAGUUCAUGGGAUGUACAUUGGGGGCAUCAUGAUUGGGGGAGCCAUACUACCCUCUCGACAUACAGACAUCCCUUGUCCUCAUAUGCCCUACAUUCUAUUCUGGCUAUCAUUCAUUUCAUCUGGUGCUGAAUUAUGGAUUCAUCUUCAAGUGAUGAGGAGAUAAAUCCAUAUCUACAACAUUACUUCCAACCCGGAGACCAGUCGUCGUCUCCAGGACAGCAACUUGAUCAGGGAGAGUGGUUGGAUGCAUCUAGUGGGCCUCCUACUAGUACUGGCGCUGAGUCAUCAGUGGCAGUACAACGGGGGCGCGGACGAGGGCGCGGACGAGGUCGCGGACGAGGUCGCGGACGUGGUUCGAAUCGAGUGAGAGGCCAAGGACCAAGGUCCAGAGGACGCGGUCGGGGGAUCAAUCGCGAUGCUGGAGCCGGAGGAUCGAGCUCUGGACAAACAUCUCGGAGCAGGCCGAUUGCUCGACAGACAGGUAUAUUCGGUCGCCAAGUCCAAACACAUAUCGUUGAACGUCGUGAAGAGCGACUCCAAGAACUGCGGGAGCUUAUUCUCAACUUUACCUUGGAAGAAAUUCAGCAGUUAAUGCUCAGUGUAGCUGAGCGUAAUAGUGGUAUGCUGCUUGAUCUCAUGAGAGCACCCCCUGAACCAGAGCAGCAACCACAACCACCUGAAAAUUUGUUGCCGGGAUGGUGCGUCUGCACAAAUUGUAGGCCAAUGCGGCGAGAUGUUGAGAUGGUGUGCUGUGGGCUCCAGCCAGUAAAUUGUAUUUCACUUACAGAGCACUUUGCAGCAAUUCUAGACCCUUUUGUGGUCAACCUUCAGAGACGAGGUGCCCGUGAAGCUCACAAUCUAGAAGAUGACAAUCAGGCACCUGGUGCAGAGCACAACCGGAUCAGGUGGCAAGUCUAUCGGUCAUAUACUUUGUGGCAGCAUGGACGUCUCGGUGCUGGGAAUAGGGUUGUUAUUCCAAGUUGUGUUGUGAGCCGUACAAGAUCUCGCUACCCAGAUCCCAAUGACCACUACACAGGUUUCCAUCAUGCAUUCUUGUGAGGUUUUCCAUCGGUGGCCUUGGAAGUGGUGCCAGACUUCUACGGAUCUGCCUUGGGUCAUUUGGAAGCAUUACUGCUGGCCGAUGCAGAGG
Molecule: messenger RNA, 1248 nt
Organism: Lytechinus variegatus (green sea urchin)
Lineage: Eukaryota; Metazoa; Echinodermata; Echinoidea; Temnopleuroida; Toxopneustidae
Exons: 5
Coding region: 231-1157 (308 amino acids)
Source: RefSeq, a predicted model, not a curated record